Ficedula albicollis (Collared flycatcher) is the source of this 2679-nucleotide messenger RNA. RefSeq names its product family with sequence similarity 92 member A1 (gene CIBAR1). The transcript is spliced from 9 exons. The record is from RefSeq and is a predicted model, not a curated record. The coding region runs from base 1223 to 2125 and encodes 300 amino acids. NCBI's taxonomy places the organism in Eukaryota, Metazoa, Chordata, Aves, Passeriformes, Muscicapidae. Gene Ontology annotation, cellular component: ciliary transition zone; ciliary basal body. Gene Ontology annotation, biological process: cilium assembly.
UUUGGCUUUCUGCUCCUGUAUCAGCCCAGGCCUUGACAGUGCACUUGUCCUUGAACAAACCCUGCCCCUGCCCUUGUGUGGGCUCAUGUGUGGGGAGCACCAGCCAUUACUUGUGCCCCCCAGGGACCAGUACUGGUCCCAGUUCUAGUCAGUAUAUUUAUUGAUGAUCUGCAUGAGGGAAUCAAAUGCACCCUUAAUAAACUUGUGGAUGACAGUAAAUUGGGCAGGAGUGUUGAAAGGAUCUGCAGAGGGACCUGGACAGGCUGGAUCAAUGGGCCAAAACUAACCGUAUGAGGCUCAACCAGAUGCCAGGUCACUUGGGUCGCAACUCCCUGCAGUGCUGCAGGCUGGGGGAAGAGUGGCUGAAAAGCUGCCCCUGGGGAUGGACCUGGGGUGCUGGCUGACAGUGGCUGGGUAUGAGCCAGCGUGAGCCCAGGUGGCCAGGAAGGCCAGUGUCAUCCUGGCCUGUGUCAGCAAUAGUGUGGCCAGCAGGAGCAGGGCAGGGAUUGUCCCCUGCGCUGGGCACGGGCGAGGGUGCACAUCAAGCGCUGCGUCCAGUUCUGGGCCCUCAGUUCAGGAAGGACAUUGAGGGGCUGGAGCGUGUCCAGAGGAGGGCAAUGGAGCUGGGGAAGGGUCUGGAGCACAAAUCCUGUGAGAAGCGGCUGAGGGAGCCGGGGGUGAGAGGAGUUAAAUGAAAACAGGGGUGUUUACCUGGAGCAAAGGAGGCCUCACCGCUCUGGACAGCUCCCUGAAAGGAGGCUGCAGCCACACAGGGUCAGCCUCUUCUGCCGGGUGACAAGUGACUGGAGAAGACAGUCUUAAACUGCGCCAGAGGAGGUUUAGGUUGGCCAUAAGGAGGAAUUUCUUCGCAGAAACAGUGAUUAGACACGGGAAGGGGGUGCCCAGGGAGGGGCUGGAGCAGCGGUCCCUGGAGGUGUUUAAGGAAAGCCUGCACUCAGAGCCGUGUUCCAGCUGACACGGUGGCGCUCGGUCGGAGGCUGGAGUGGAUGGUCUGUCUCAGCGCUCCUUUCCUGCGGCACUGCGCGCUCCCAUUGAGCGGGAGCUGCCGCAGCCCGUCCCGCAGGCCGGGGGCGGGCCGGCCGGUGUCCAUGGAAACCGGCCGCACGCGGAGCGCCGCCCUCCUUCCCUCCUUCCCCGCUUCCCCGCUUCCCUCCUUCCCUCCUUCCCCGCUUCCCUGCUUCCCGCCGCCGCGAUCGCCACCAUGAUGCUGCUGGGCCGCGGGCUGGACGCCAGGGACAAACAGACUAGACAAAUGCAAGAUGCUGUUUCAAAUGUGGAAAAACAUUUUGGUGAAUUGUGCCAAAUAUUUGCUGGAUAUGUACGUAAAACUGCCAGACUACGAGACAAAGCAGAUCUUCUAGUAAAUGAAAUAUAUGCAUAUGCAGCUACAGAGACACCAAACUUAAAAGUUGGACUGAAAAACUUUGCAGAUGAAUUUUCCAGACUUCAGAAUUAUCGCCAAGCAGAGGUUGACAGGCUGGAAGCCAAGGUUGUUGAACCUCUGAAAUGUUAUGGGACCAUAGUGAAACUUAAAAGGGAUGAUCUUAAAGCAACUUUAACAGCAAAGAACCGAGAAGCCAAGCAACUAUCUCAACUGGAAAAGACACGCCAGCGGAAUCCAUCAGAUCUACACAUUAUUGCUGAAACUGAACUGCAGAGAGCAACACUGGAUGCUACUCGAACAACUCGGCACUUAGAGGAAACCAUUGAUAAUUUUGAGAAACAGAAGAUAAGGGACAUAAAAAAUAUAUUUUCUGAAUUUAUAACUAUUGAAAUGUUGUUCCAUGGGAAAGCUUUAGAGAUAUAUACUGCUGCCUACCAAAAUAUCCAAAACAUAGAUGAAAAUGAAGAUUUGGAGGUUUUUCGGAGCUCACUUUAUCCACCAGACUAUCAGUCUCGCUUAGACAUAGUUCGUGCAAAUUCCAAGUCCCCCUUGCAAAGAACUGGCUCCUCAAAAUCUUCACUGAGAACAGCACAGAUUUCCCGCAGAGUGCCAAGAAGAGACGAAGAAGAGGACGAGGAGGAAGAUGAUGAUGAUGAUGAAGAGGAGGAUGAGGAGGAUGAAUUUGAUGCGACUAAGGAAGCUUUCAUCAGGUACAGAUGACUUUUGAUUCCUUUAUGCAUACAGAAAGAACAGUCACAAAUAAGGACCUGGCCCAGUAUCUUAUGUUCAAUCUGAUGCUCUGCUUUUAAAUAAAAGUGCCUUCAUGAUAAAACUAGUGGAUAUUUUAUGUAGUUGAUGUUUAUUAUAUUAGUUGACAUGCUAUACCAUAAUUCAAACAUAAGAGUUUGAACCAGUAACAGUUCAGUUACUGGUUCCAUCAAGUAUACAAGAAAUUACACAUUUUGAGUGUAAUUUCUUAUCCUGUUUGAAGAUAGAGGUUACAUGUGUUCAUUUUUAAGUGUAUGGUUGUCUGUCAGAAAGCUGCUACCACACUGUUCACCUCCAGCUUUAGUAUCUGCUAAAGAACAAAUGCGUAAGAAUUUAAACUUGUGACUAAGAAAACAAUUUAAAGUUAUAACAAAAUCUUUCAGUUACAAAAAUAAACCAAGUGCAUUUAUAAUAUUGAUGCUGCUUUUGUCCACUGUUGCAAAGUAUGCAAUGCAUACCUGUUUUGACGUGAAAAAAUAGGUUUUGCCAAAAAUUAAUGUGAUGAA